CAGGCACGAAAUUAUCAGUUUGACGCUCCGCGUCAAAACACAAUGCCAUUUAUGUUGAUUUUUUCUUUUACGAAUUAAAACAUUUCACUUGAAAAUAAUGAAGUUUGCUGAACACCUAUCAGCCCAUAUUACUCCAGAAUGGCGCAAACAGUACAUUACUUACGAGGAAAUGAAAGCGAUGCUUUAUGCUGCAGUAGAACAAUCACCAUCCGCAGAACUAGUAGAGCCGGACAUUUUAACCAGAUAUUUUGCAAAGUUUGACGAACGCUUUUUCAGUUUUUGCGAUAAGGAAUUAACAAAAAUCAAUACAUUUUAUUCUGAAAAGUUAGCAGAAGCGACAAGAAAAUGCGCAAAUCUCAAAAGCGAACUGAGCGAAACUCAGGAUAACGAGUUCAAAGGAAAAAGUAGCAAAAAUUUAAUCAAAAACAAUAUUUUACGGAAACGCAACGUUCCGGCCAGGAAAAUGCAAGAGCUGAAGCUAGCAUUUAGCGAAUUUUAUUUGAGCUUGAUUCUGUUGCAGAAUUAUCAAAAUUUGAAUUUUACCGGGUUUAGGAAAAUUUUGAAAAAACACGAUAAGCUUUUAUCAGCCGACAUUGGCACGCGAUGGCGAAUAGAAAACGUAGAAAGUUCCCAUUUUUACACGAACAAAGAUAUAGAUAGACUGAUUAGAGAAACCGAGGCUACUUUCACGCAAGAUCUCGAAGGAGGCGACCGCCAAAGGGCCAUGAAACGACUAAGGGUGCCCCCUUUAGGUGAACAACAAAGCCCUUGGACUACGUUCAAAGUGGGACUAUUUUCGGGGGCUUUCUUUACACUUUUAGCUGCUGUAAUUUUAUCGGGGGUAUUUCGGACGCCCAAAGAAGACUGGAGACUGGUUACUCGUUUGUAUAGGGGUCCGUUGCUUAUAGUCGAAUUUAUGUUUUUGUGGGGCAUUAAUAUUUACGGGUGGAGGACUUCGGGGGUUAAUCACGUACUAAUUUUCGAAAUGGAUCCUAGGAAUCAUUUGUCGGAGCAACAUAUUAUUGAAUUGGCCGCUGUUUUUGGAAUCAUGUGGUCGAUAUCGGUUUUAGGUUUUUUCUACAGUGACCACUUAGGUAUGCCAGCUUUGAUUCACCCGCUGGCCCUUAUAGUACUGAUGUUAAUGUUUGUACUAAAUCCGACAAAGACUUUCAGGCAUGAGGCGCGAUUUUGGGCCCUGCGAGUCUUGGGUAAAGUGAUAGCUGCUCCAUUUUUUUACGUCACGUUUGCCGAUUUUUGGCUAGCGGAUCAGCUGAACAGUUUGGUCACUUUAUUUACGGAUUUCCAGUAUUUUGUUUGCUUUUAUGCUACCAACGGAAGCUGGUCAGAAGGAAAAGAAGUCAAUUAUUGCGUGGAAAAAUUCUCAGGGAUCAGAGCCUUCAUGGCCUGUCUACCUCCUUGGUUCAGAUUCGCUCAAUGUCUCAGAAGGUAUCGAGACACGAAAGAAGCUUUUCCUCACAUAGCAAACGCUGCAAAGUACGCUACUUCCUUUUUCGUUGUGAUAUUUUCUACUUUAAAUAAGUUAGACGGAUAUAAUUCCCAAAGCGAUGAUAAACUUUCGCCGUUUUUCUAUUUGUGGAUAGCCGCUUCGUUGUUGAGCACGUUUUACGCUUACACUUGGGAUAUAAGGCUCGAUUGGGGACUUUUGGAUGCCAAAGGGGCCGAUAAUAAAUUUCUUCGGGAGGAAAUCGUUUAUUCAGCCACAUGGUUCUACUAUUUCGCAAUAUUCGAAGACCUGAUCCUACGAUUCGGCUGGGCGUUCCUGAUCGGAAUGACCGAAAUGGGCUACGCCAUGGAGAAUUCGAUGGUGUGCAUUCUGGCUCCGCUAGAAGUGUUCCGUAGGUUCGUUUGGAAUUUUUUCCGAUUGGAAAACGAGCAUCUGAACAAUUGCGGCAAGUUCAGAGCGGUGCGCGACAUUUCGGUAGCUCCGCUGGACACUUCGGAUCAGACUUUGCUGAUACGCAUGAUGGACGAAACCGACGGAGUAACGAACAGGAGGAAGAGGAAAAAUAGGCGUAAAGCAGGAGAGCACAGGGUGACUUUGGACACUGGAGAAUCGACUGAUGACUUGGAAAAUUAGACAAUGUUUUUUGUUUUAAUAUAAAUUCAAGUCUUGUUGGGUACCUAGGUACUCUAUUUUUUUCUGUAAAUAAACGUUAUCUAGUUGUAAUGAUAA
Molecule: messenger RNA, 2194 nt
Organism: Ceutorhynchus assimilis (cabbage seed weevil)
Lineage: Eukaryota; Metazoa; Arthropoda; Insecta; Coleoptera; Curculionidae
Source: the annotation of a GenBank genome assembly